AUUUAAUUUACUGCUGUUUUGGAAGUGUUUGGCAAGGAAUGAUGUUUUUGUUGUCCGUGUUUUCCAUGUUCUCCAAACCCCAUUUUCUGAGAACAACUUCAAGAUCUUUUUCCUGUUAUUUUGCACUAUUUAGAGGAAGAAAAGAGUUGUUCUUCUUUGUUUUCAAAAGGGUGUUCUCCUUGUUCUUGUGUCUCCUCUUCUCAGCUCGAUGUUGCUAGAUCUGAAAACGUGUUAGCUUUAACCCUCUAAAAUCAAACUCAAUUUGCUAGAUUUGAGAGCAGAGAAAGAGCAAAUUUGGAGGCUUUCCCAUGGAAUUUGUCACCCCUUAGUUUAUGAUAGACAAUCUGAGAUAUAAAAUGAAAAAAAUUCGGUGGUCAAGGGUUCUUUCCUUAAUCUACUGCUUUUAUGGGCUAGGGAUUUUAGGGAAGCUAUACCCAAGAGCCCUCGUCAGCUUGAUUUGGAAGUAUUAGAGAAAAAAAAAUUGUAAUUACAGUGCCAAUCUAGAGAUAAAAAGAGGAAAAAUCCCUGAUUGGAAUAACUAAAAUGGGUGAAGAAAUGGGUACCUUGAACCUUGUAUUGGGUAUUUUGGUUGGUGGGGUUGAUGAUAUCCAGAGAUUCUCUGGAAGAAGGUUGAAGAAGGCUUUUUCUACUUACCUUGAUUUUUUUCUUGAGGUAAGGGAAGCCAUCAAGAAACAUUCACAUGGGGCUAAUCGGGUUUUACCGUUGCCUGAGGAAGAGAACGUGGACUCAAAUUCAAAUGACUCGUCAAGGGUGUCUACCAGUCUUCCUAAGGCAAACAUUGCUGGCAAAUGCUCCAAGAUUCGUCUGAAGCUUCGUCUGAAGCUUCGUCUGCCUUAUGGCUUCUUUAAGUUUAUGAAUCAUCGGGUGUCUGCCGAAGCCCGCGAGAAAACACCACAUGUGGCUAAUAGCCUUUUCCAGAUACCUGUGGAAGAGGAGAUGGCUAGUCCAGAAGUUGGACCUUCCAUGUUCGACUUCAGUGGCGUCAGUGGCUGGCCCCUUCCUUCCUCCUCUUCCAAUUCAUCCUCUUUGUGGAUUGUGGAUUCAGGUGCAACACACCAUGUUUGUUUCUUUGCAGCCUCCUUUGAACGCGGCGAUCCGAUUUUCAAUUCUGCCGUUUUUCUACCAAAUGGAGAUAGAGUUCCUGUACUUGGAACAGGGUCUGUUCGUUUGUGUAAUGAUCUUACUCUCCAAAAUGUUCUGUUUAUUCCCCAAUUCCAUUGCAAUCUGCUUUCUAUUAGUGCCCUCACUCAGCAACAUCGCUAUGUUGUUAGUUUUCAUCAUGAUCAUUAUGUUAUUGAGGACCCUACACAAGGCCGAAGGAUUGGGAUGGGUAGACAGGUAGGUAAUCUCUACAUUCUGGACUUGAGCAACAUGUUUUUCGUUUCCCUGUGAUGAUGCUUCUUUCACACAAUCAGAGCUUUGGCACCUUGUUCGGAGCCAAAGUUAACUGGUUGACUUUUACAAUUGCUCUUACAAUUCUUCUUCCAAGACUCACGUGUGGCGGGUCUUCAAGUCCUUAGAGACAGCAAGUACGGGUUCCUCUGCCCAUGCGAUGAUGCGCUCAUUAGUCCACCAAAGGCCCUCACGGAUGAGGGGUCUGCAGCCAUAUACAGGAACCUUGACCAAGAGCAUUGGAACUUUUUAAACUAGUGACCUUUAAUGUGUGAGAUCUCUACUUAGUAUGUUCUAUGGUUAUUAUCUUCUAAUACACUCCUGGAAUGCUCGAUAUGGUCAUAUGUGUGAAGGCCGGUGAAAAGGAAAGUUAAGGGUUUGUUUGGAAAUU
Molecule: messenger RNA, 1804 nt
Organism: Vitis riparia (riverbank grape)
Lineage: Eukaryota; Viridiplantae; Streptophyta; Magnoliopsida; Vitales; Vitaceae
Exons: 3
Coding region: 544-1413 (289 amino acids)
Source: RefSeq, a predicted model, not a curated record